Messenger RNA from Wallemia ichthyophaga EXF-994, 885 nucleotides. RefSeq lists its product as uncharacterized. NCBI's taxonomy places the organism in Eukaryota, Fungi, Basidiomycota, Wallemiomycetes, Wallemiales, Wallemiaceae. The record is from RefSeq and is a predicted model, not a curated record. The transcript has a single exon. Bases 1 to 885 code for a protein of 294 amino acids.
AUGUCGUCUGAAGUUGGAAACGAGCUGGGCUGGACGAGUGAAGCGCCGGAGACGAAGCGGGAUAAGAAGCGGCGGGAUUUAGUGGAGAAACUAAGCCGACAAACGGGGGAGACUUACGAGAAGCGUGACCUGAUAUUCCUCGAAACACACAACAGAUUGCUCGACGUGCACAACCACCUCCUAUCAACGACGCCGACGACAGCAUACGAUGCAACACGUGCACCCAGCACAGGAGCACCGAUGAUAUGCCGCGAACAGACACUCCGAUUGUACGAACUCAGUCUAGAGCGUGACGCGCAGCUUUCGGCAGUGAAGCACGCUCACGGAUACGCAAUGGACUCGGCUCGCUCCCUGUAUGAGAUAGAGCGGGCACGCGUACAGGAGGAAUACGACGUCGUACAGCGCUCUAUCAAAACUAGGCUGAGCGAGGCUAUUGAAGAAAAGAGGAGGAAACUUAAGGAGGAGAAGGACGCUGAUGUUGGCUCUGAUUCCCUCCUUGAUCCUUCCACUUUCUCGAGAUCUACGCGCACAAGUCGCAAUAGAAAAUCAGGUCAUGCAAGCACAAGUCAAGGUGGCACACCGACGCAAGCAGAUGGAAGUACUAGUGGUAGUGGAAACGUUAACGGGAAUGGAAAUACAAUGGAGAGCGAAUUGAAUGCUCCCCCCAGUAGCUAUUUAGGUGUGCCGUUUGAGGAUAUUCUAGGCACGUCAUCCAUCAGCAGCGUUUUGAACGGUAAAAAGAAGAAAAUGCCGGCAGGACCAGCAGGGAUGACGGGACCAUUUCUGGGACUUGGGAGGAGUAUAAAUGCAGGACUCACCGCAGCGAAGGAGGUGGAUGUUGAUACUGAUAUGAUGGAAAUUCGUAAGAAGAGGAGAAGGAAGUGA